UUUGAUUAUGGAAAAAACAGAGUUACAGAACAGAGUUGUUGAACUUGAAAAGCAAAAUGCUGAGUUACUUGCCAGGCAUGAAGAAAACUGUAUUACAAUCACCCAGCUUACAGAAACUGUCCAGGAAGUACAAGGACAAUUGUAUACUAGCCAACAAGAAGGAGCUCAUCUUUUACUACAAUUGAAUGAAAUCAGGGCUCAACUUACACUAGUGGAAACAGAGAAGUCACAGUUGGAUGAGAAAAUGAAAGUCAUUGAGUCAGAUAUGGUUUAUAAAAAGGCUGGCAUGACAGAUUUACAGAAUGAACUAUUAGAGAAGUCACAACAGAUAGCAGCUUUGUCUCAGCAAAUACAACAGUUGACAGGACAGUUGAAUGCUGAACAGUGCAAUCACAGUCAAACACAAGCAGAAAUGAAAUUAUGUCACAAUGAACUCAGUAAUACACAGAAUGAGCUGAAACUUAAGCUGGAACAACUUGAGACAUUAAAAUUGCAACUGAAGAACAUAAGCAGCAAGAAUGAGGAUUUGGAAAAGAAAUUAAAACAAAAAGAAAUGAUGGAAGCAAAUUUGAGAGAUGAAAUUGAUGCACUCCAAUCAGAGCUUACUUUAUUGAAAGAGAAUAAUGAAAGUUUACUAGAAGAAAGACAGCAAUUGGAUGAGGCUCUUCAAGGGAAACUGUUAUCAAAAGAGAAGACAGCAUCAGACUUAGAAACAAAAAACAAAACAUUGAAAUCAGAAAUGACUGCUAAGAAUAAACAAAUCAAGGAACUAGAAAAAGAGAUUAGAAGUCUAAAAUCUAAACUAACUUCUGAAAACAAAGCUUUAGGAAACAAGAAUGUGGAAAUUACUAAACUUCAGUCAGAUUUGGAAGCAGAGAUGUCAUGUAAGACUGAACUAGAGUCAAAAAUUAAAGAACUUGAGGAAUAUGUUGAAAAAAUACAGGAAGACUUGAAAGCUGCAGAAAAGAUUGCAACAGAAUCUAAGAAACAUGCAGCAAAGUGUCAGUCUGAGAAGGAACAGAUGUUCUCACAGUGUGAAGGUCAAAGGACAGAAAUGAGUUCUAUAAUGCAGGGUUACAAGACUGACCUGGAUAAAAACUUGUCAAAGAAAGAGAAGGAGGUUGAGACAUUAAAAAAUAAAAUUGAAACAAUGAAAACAAAACACAAGAAAGAGGUUGAUGACAAAGUUUCAAAGCUAAAUAGUGAAAUAGAGCAGCUGAGAAAAACCAUUUCUGACUCAGGAUAUCAAAUGGAAAGCUUGCAAAAAAACUUCAGUGAGAAAGAAAACAAAGUACAGGAACUUGAGAAAGAGAAUUUACAAAAGGAUGAAGAGUUGAAAGGUUUACAGGAAGAAUUAGGAAAGAUGUACAUUAAGAGUACUACUACCAGUGUAGUUCAAACAAGUCCAUUUCCAGAUAAAACAUACCAGAAACAAGGUGGAAGUAAAAUCCCUACACCAGUUGUACCUCCUAGGACACCUCAGAUCAUGCCAACAGUUUCGAGCAGUAUAUUGAAGACACCAGCUUUACUUAAAACACCACAGACAUUGAGGACUCCAUCCAGUGUAAAAACUCCACAGAGAUCCAUUCUUAAACAGCUUUCUGGAAAUUCUGCCUCCAAAAAAAGAAGAGUUGUUUUUGCAUCAAAAGCUGAUGAUGAAAACUCUGAAUCUGGGGAAUCCUCAUCGUUUGAAGUUAUGGAUAUUGAAGAUGGAAGGAAUGGGAAGACCUGUACAACACCUUUAAUACUGAAACAUUCACCGAAACCAACUACACCAAGAAUGGACAGUAAUAAGAAAAAUUCAUCAAUACCUCUAAGUAGAACUCCGAGAGGACCCCCUGUUGAUCUCAGCAAGAAGAAAAAAACAAAACUUAAAGAGAAUGAUAUUAACAUGAUGGCUGAUGAUGAAGAAAUGCCCUUGAUAGUAGCUGACAAAGUGAAGGACAAGAAAGAGAAACCAUCAUCCGUUAGAAAAGCACCAAACAAGAGUGCAGGAAAGUUUUUCAAGAGCAGUCCAAAACAACGGAAGGAUGUGAAGAACACAGAUAUGUCUUGGUUUGAAAAUGAUGAUAUUUUCGGAUUUGCACUUGAAGAUUAACUUAUUUUUUUGUAGAACAUUCUCAUUUAAAACAAAGAUAACUUUAACUUUAUUGAAAUAGUCUAGAUAAAGAAUUUUUGAGAUUUUGUUUCGCUGAAAAUAUUACUUUUGGGUUUUCAAAAUAAUAUAUUAUGAACCUUUGUACAUGUAUAUACAGCUGCUGCGAAAAAGCUCUAAUGUUUUAGGGGAAAUGAUAUGAAUUGUCAGUACACAAUAUGAAGAUAAUAAAAAUAUCAAAUAUUGAAGAAUAAUAAUAUCUGUCAUAUGUUUCGGUUAAGAUAGGAAUAUCCUUCCCGAGGGGACGAAGGCCUGCCGAGUUAUCACUCAUGGGCGGGUUCCCGAGGGGCAGAUAUUCCGAUCCGAACCGCAAACAUAUAUCAGAUAUUUUUUCUUGCAUAUUCUGCCAUAAUAUUUCAUAUUUAAAAUGCCUUAUCUCAAUAUGAUAUAUGUUCAUGGAAAUUAAAGUCAUUUCAUCCAUAACUAAUUUCUUACAAUAGCGUAUGAACUUACAACUUAAAUAACAAUGGUGAAAUGAUGUCAUCCUAAGCACAUAUUUCCCUUCUAAAAUGACGUCAUUUUAACGCAGUUCAUUCAUAAAGUGCGCUAAAAUGACGUUGUUUGGCACGCGACUCAUCUGGCACCCCCAUGCCAGAUGAAAUUUCCGGCAUGGGUAAAACUCACGGAAACGCCAGUCUGCUAUGCAAGAAAGAAUAAAUGAAACCAGUAUCAGGGAUGAAUUUUUUGGUUGACAUCAUUAUUCAGUGUUUUUUAUCUCACAAUUAUUUUGAUCAUACAGCAUUUUAAUAUAUUUUUCAUAUUACCUCAUAUGUAUCACCAUCUAAGAUUUCAGUAGCUUACGUAUUAAAGUAUAAAAUUAAUUUUAACUUGUGAUAAGAUUGAUCUGAAAUGAAAUAUCAUUUAAUGAUUGUUCUUUAGAGGAUUUAUUGUUUUUAAGAAAUCUCAUAGGUUACACUUACCGAAGUUCCUCAUUUUCUAUCAUUUAUUGACCAGUGUCUGAGAUAUUUGGUAUCUGGUACCUUGCAUGGUUCUCUACCCUUGGACAGUCAGGUCAAGGUCAGUACGACUACUUUUCCUUUUAGAGCUUUAGUUUAUGUAUGUAUUUAGUUUGAAGUUUCCGUUUACUGACUUCUUCCCUUUCAUGGUGUUUACAUUGGGGACAAUUUCAUAAAGACUAAAAAUUGACUUUUUUCUACAUUCCCUAAUAAAGCAGCCAUUCAUUUACUUGUGUAAGAUAUUCUGUAUUAAACUAAUUUGUAUGAACAUCUAUCUAUUAAUGGGGUUUGAAGUAGAUUGCCAUAAUUUGGUUAUGGUCAUGUGUGCUAAAAUUCAUUUGAUACUUUUAUAUUAUGUAAGUUUUUUAAAUAUACUAAUGCAGCACAUUUGUGGUCUAUCAGUGUCACUGGUAUUCUUGAUUGUUAAACUUGAGUUAUUUGAAGUUACAUUGUACAUUGCAUUUGUGAUAUCAGUUUGUUUAAUGUGAUUGUUAUAUGAUGUAUUUUUCUCAGCCUUGUCAAUGUUAUACUGUGAUACUUUACUGUAACAAUUUGGUACAGGUAGUGAUUUACAAUAUCUUACCAUAUUUCUGUGAUAGUUUUGUUUUGAAAUGUUAUGAAUAAAGUAAAACUGAAAAGUAU
Messenger RNA from Ruditapes philippinarum (Manila clam), 3753 nucleotides. RefSeq lists its product as uncharacterized. Gene Ontology annotation, cellular component: transverse filament; central element; male germ cell nucleus. The coding region runs from base 8 to 2098 and encodes 696 amino acids. The record is from RefSeq and is a predicted model, not a curated record. Lineage: Eukaryota; Metazoa; Mollusca; Bivalvia; Venerida; Veneridae. Gene Ontology annotation, molecular function: double-stranded DNA binding. The transcript is spliced from 17 exons. Gene Ontology annotation, biological process: meiotic DNA repair synthesis; synaptonemal complex assembly; lateral element assembly.